Molecule: messenger RNA, 716 nt
Organism: Mixia osmundae IAM 14324
Lineage: Eukaryota; Fungi; Basidiomycota; Mixiomycetes; Mixiales; Mixiaceae
Exons: 3
Coding region: 49-657 (202 amino acids)
Cellular component (GO): mitochondrion
Source: RefSeq, a predicted model, not a curated record
CUGGCAGGCUGACAACACAAAGGCACUCAGGUGUGCAGCCCUCUCGCCAUGUUGCGCAGCAGGCUGGCUUCACAGCGACUAGUAUCACGGUCACAAUGUCUCGGGGCGAGCUUGGUGCAGCAAAGUCGGCGACGAGCGAGCACGUCAGUAGCACACCCAGAGGAACACAUCGAGCCCUCUUCGGGACGCAGCGAAGACUUCUCUGCGCCUAUCUGGCGUUAUACGGCGCUCGCUGCAGUUGGCGGAUUCCUGUGGUAUCACUACUCGCUACGUUUCUCCCCCGCCCUCAACGAGGACGACAGAGAACCUGGAGAGAUCUAUGAGGACGAGCGGAAGCCUUUCAUCUCCCGCUGGCUCGCCUAUCACUCGCCGGACGCUAGCCAGGACGUAAAGACGAAAUCUGUAGCGCGCUUGGCUUGGAUUAUGAACGAAUCAGAUCAGCAGAUCCUGCUACAAUCAGCUCGUCGACCGAGGAUGCGUGCUAUCCGCUACCCUGCCGCUUUCGAACAAGCUUCGCCAAAUGGACUCAUCGUUGGCAAUCAGGUCGACAUGACGGGCAUUAAAUUCAGACCAGAACACGCCGUCUUUGACCAAGCAAAGCACAAGGAGGAUCUCAGUGUCGACGAUGAGGGCGAACAAGAGCAGGAUGACGAGUAAAGCUCUGUGUACCGUGCACGAUGUUGCGCAACAUUGCAUAACUCCUCUGUGUGCUAGCC